AACCUCAUGACAAGACUAACUCUAGCCAUUGGAAUGAUAUAUGACAUUACAGUUAAUAUUGAUGUUACUGAUGGCUUGACAAAUGGUUCAUCAUGUACUGUAUUUCUUGUUGAAAAUAGAUUACCUGGUGUAUCAAGGCCAAGUAUAGUGUGGGUGAAGUUUUUAGAUUCUGCAGUAGGGAGAAUUGCUCGACAGAAAUAUAGACAUCUUUUCCAUGAUGAUGUUAUGGAUGAUUGGACACCAAUAUUUGACUGUCAGCGAUCUUUUGUUUUCAAUUCAACUACGUAUCAAAGAAUACAGUUUCCUUUAAGACCAGCUGCUGGUAAGACAAUACAUAAGGCUCAGGGCUGCACUGUUGAUGAAAUUGUAGUAGAUUUGUCUCAGACAAGGACGAGGAAAACACCACACAUUCAUUAUGUAGCUCUUAGUAGAGUUAGAUCUGUUGACAAAUUGCAUAUUCUGAAUUUCAAUGAGCAAGCAUUAACUAUUGAUGAAAAAGUUGUAGAAGAAAUGGAAAGAAUGAGGAAGGAUGCACCUCUAAAACUGUGCUAUCUUCCAUUGUACAAAACAGAGCAGAACAAACUGAAAAUUAUGUUUAAUAAUGCAAGAUCUCUUCACAAACAUUUCGAUGAAAUUAGAAAUGAACCCAAUGUUGUAGCAUCAGAUAUUAUUGGUUUUUCAGAAACAAGAUUAACCAUCAAUGACGAACAGAAUUUUAUGAUGGAAGGCUACUUGACUUUGUUUAAUCACGAAAAGAGAAGUGACAGCAAUCGUCCUCAUCACGGAACAGCAUUAUACGUUAAACAAAACCAUUUGAUGACAUGUAUCUCAAAAUUCAGCAACACUUUGCUUGAAUUCAUCAUAGCUUUAAUAAAUUUCAGAGACCUUGGAGAAGUGCAGAUAGUUGUUUUAUACAAGUUCCCAGCAUGUUCUUUUAAAGAAUUUGAAUGUGAAGUUAUGUUGCACUUAAAACCUUUUGUAGACACAGAGAAAAAAUUGAUAAUUCUUGGAGAUUUCAAUUUUGAUUUGUUUACAGGUCACAAAGAAUUUCUGAAUUUUAUGAAGUUGAAUUUGAAAUGCACACAAUUGGUAAAAAAGGCAACUCAUGAUUCAGGUUCACAACUUGAUUUGAUUUUCACAAACUUCCCCCAUUGUGAAACUGACGUGAUUGAGGCAUAUUGGUCAGACCAUAAAAUGGUUUACUGUACAUAUUCUUUAUAGAUAUGAUAUAAGGGACGCAUGAGUAUUAAUUAUUUGGGGGAGAUACGUCAUCUUGUCCCCUCUCCCACCUACCAAUGUGCCAGUGUCACUUAGUGACAUUUGGUACAUUGAUUACUGUAUACAGGGUUAUAUUCGCCCUGGCUGUGUUAUUUUCACCCUUUUACACAAUUUUGCAACGUUUUAAAUUUUCCCCAGUCACAGUUUUAUUGAAGAAAUCAUACAGUGUUCUUUUAAUUUACCCCCUUUUAAAUUUGUCUACCUCUAAGAUGGAUGACAGGGGAAAAAAUAAAAUGGGGCGAAUAUUUCCCUGUAUACAGUAUUUUAUAGGCACCAAUUACUUGAUGUAAAAUUUUGUUAGUUUUUAGGCAUAUGUAUACUUUAAACUAGUACGAUUUUUUAUGUGGAUUAAUUUUCAACAGACAAUUAAUAAAUGUAUACAAAAUAAUUGAAUGUUGCAUGCUAAGGAAAAUUCAUGUACCAUCAAUGGCAAUCAUUCAUGUAAAAAAAAUGAUGAUCAUUUCAUUAUGUGUUAAUAUUUAUAAUUUAUGUAUAUACUGUAUUGAUGUUUGUGAGUUAGUUUUACCCUUACUGUUUAGAUUCUUUUCUUUAAUGAUACAUGAAUAUCAUGAACUUGGUAUUUUGAAUAUACAUGAAAUAUUUUGAGAUUACAUGAAUUGUUUACAAAGUUUAAUUUAAAGAAAUUAUUGAGUUCUGCUAAAUAAUGAUUAGAAUAAUGUACUAGAAAUUUACACUUGCAUCAAGUAAUUGGUAUCUUUGAUAUAUGUUCAACACUGUAUUCUAUAGUUUUAUGAUGUAAAUUCACUGAAUAUUAUCUGUUCAUGAAAAAAAUUGCUAUAUAUAUCAUUUACAUCAUUUUGUUUUGAAAAAAAUGUUCAUUGUAUACAUGAAAUUUUGUGUUGAAA
Saccostrea cuccullata (small rock oyster) is the source of this 2144-nucleotide messenger RNA. RefSeq lists its product as uncharacterized. The record is from RefSeq and is a predicted model, not a curated record. Lineage: Eukaryota; Metazoa; Mollusca; Bivalvia; Ostreida; Ostreidae. The transcript has 2 exons. The coding region runs from base 7 to 1221 and encodes 404 amino acids.